GCAUGUGCGGGCCUACCGCAGUUUUUCUUUCAAGUCGAGAGCAGCAAGCUAAGCGCAUCUAAGAGUCCGGGUAAGAGCCCGGAUCACAAGCGCACACGCCUUACUGCCGAUGCCCAUCAGGAGGCUCUUACCAAUCAAGAGCUCACGCAGGCUUUUCUUCUUCGCGACGAGCAGCUAGCCUUGGUGCAACUUCAGACCUCGCUGGUAUACAAGCUCCCGGCGGGACAGCCACUAUCUCAGAUGCUUCUGAAGUUUGUACAGGCGUGGCAGGCCGAGCACAAGCAAGGCAAAGCCCAUCCCUUCGAGGCCAUCCAUCACUACGUUGCGGGAGCGCUGCUGUUCGAGCUCUCCAAGUCCAAACAAAUUCCUCCUGGCAUUGACUCGGUGGCUCUUAAGGACUUUGAGAAGUGGGUUUCAGAUCUUGGCCCGGCACCACAUACCCUUCUAUCGACGCAUGUGGCGUACUGCUCUGCCCGGCUGAGUGCCAAGAAGGACCAUCUCAUCCUGGACUACCGGCCGGUUUUGCACUCCCCCCUGGCCAAGUAUGUCUCACUGAUGGCGACCCUCCUGGGCUCCUAUGAGGGCGAGUGUCUUGGCAAGAAGGCUCCGGGCAGUUUGGCGCGCCAGGCAAGGGGCAAGCACCUAGCGCUCUGCUGCUUAAUGGCCCCCAGGUCAGCCGCUUGA
Molecule: messenger RNA, 684 nt
Organism: Symbiodinium sp. CCMP2456
Lineage: Eukaryota; Dinophyceae; Suessiales; Symbiodiniaceae
Source: the annotation of a GenBank genome assembly